AUGAAGUGUAAUUAUCAAAUAGUGAGAAGUCGAAAGGGGACUCCCGUGAUAUAUUUUAACGGGUUCAGGUACGGACCCGUGAGAAAUCCAAAAUAUCCUAAUAAAUAUUGGGUUUGCACGUCGAAUCAAAGUUCUCAGUGUCGCGCGAGAGCCGUCAUGAAAAAAAAUGGAAAUCUAUGGCUUAAAGAAUAUAAUUAUCAUUACUUCAUCAUUCCGACGAGAAUGGGAAAUCCGAAAUUGAUAUGCAGCGGAUACGAGUACCUGGGAAAUCGUAGGAACAUUGAAAAGCAAAGGGAAUAUUGCAUAUGUAAAAAUUAUUCUAAAAGCUCAUGCAAAGCGAGAGCGGUCAUCUAUAAAGAGGGAGGUGUGAGCUUUUCCGGUACGCACAAUCAUCCACCGCCUGCUACGACGAGAAAUUUAUUUCACAGACACAUCAAUUUUAAAAAAGAAUUAUUUUAA
Pediculus humanus corporis (human body louse) is the source of this 459-nucleotide messenger RNA. RefSeq lists its product as uncharacterized. The record is from RefSeq and is a predicted model, not a curated record. NCBI's taxonomy places the organism in Eukaryota, Metazoa, Arthropoda, Insecta, Psocodea, Pediculidae. The transcript is spliced from 2 exons. The coding region runs from base 1 to 459 and encodes 152 amino acids.